AGAAAAUGAGAAGGGAAGAAGAGCAAGAAGAAGCCUUAGCGCCCCUAUUGAGUACUACUCCUACUAAAGAGAAUAGUAUUAAGAAGAAAAGAGACUUUGGGCAAGAAACAGAUGCUAGCUGGGAGGUCUUAGAUGAAGGCAUCACUGUGAGUCAUGUCCCUGGCUUUAGGAGCGAUAUCAAUUUCACAUGUAUAGAAUGGCUGAAAGGAAUUGGGAUAGGCUUUUAGAUUCAAUUUUGAUUAUUGUAACAAAGGAGCCCCACUGAGACCCUUUUGAAACAAAUCCUACAGCUCAAGUAUAAAAGCUGCUUAUAAGAAAUCCUUUACUGGUAUAAACCAAGUUAGACUUAACAGUGCCAGACCAAUCAGAAAACAGCCUGAGAAAUACUCUCAAGAAUGGGCCUGGAAGAGGAUCCAAAUGGCUAAAGAUUAUUCUGUCCAAUCUGCCACUAAAAUGACGAAGGAAGAUCGUUGCGAAUACAGUAUUAAUAAUCUCUCAAUUUGUCCAAAUCGUAGAAAACAGCAUUUUUCAAACCUUAACAAAAAGACGGUGACUCCCUCUUUCAAUUCUUCCAUGAGGAAAAGAUUCCAGUCCUCCAAAGUUAGGGAGAUGACUAAAAUUGGAGAGGAGCCUGCCAAUUCUAGAAGAAAGUCUAAAAGGAACAAAUUCAGGAAGCAUUCAUACUGCAGGAAAAACAAGUCUAAAAGAGGGACUGCAAUCAUUGGGAAUCAUAUGUUGACUAAACCCUGAAUCCCAAAAGAGUCGUUCCAGAAGUCUUUCGAUCUAGGGGUGUUGUCUCGAGCCAAACUUGAUGGUGACUACAUGAAUGCUGAUGAAUUCAUGCAAGAGGACACUCCUUCAUUCAAAAUAAUAAAAAUCUAGUUGUAAUGAUACCAUAUUAAUUUCAAUAA
This is a messenger RNA of Moneuplotes crassus, 911 nucleotides long. The record is from the annotation of a GenBank genome assembly. Lineage: Eukaryota; Ciliophora; Spirotrichea; Euplotida; Euplotidae.